Rhododendron vialii is the source of this 1267-nucleotide messenger RNA. RefSeq names its product cullin-1-like. The transcript is spliced from 12 exons. Bases 86 to 1267 code for a protein of 393 amino acids. Gene Ontology annotation, cellular component: cullin-RING ubiquitin ligase complex. Gene Ontology annotation, molecular function: ubiquitin protein ligase binding. Gene Ontology annotation, biological process: ubiquitin-dependent protein catabolic process; protein ubiquitination. The record is from RefSeq and is a predicted model, not a curated record. NCBI's taxonomy places the organism in Eukaryota, Viridiplantae, Streptophyta, Magnoliopsida, Ericales, Ericaceae.
AGAAGGAGAAAAAAGCAAGCUUGCGGUUUAAUCUUUUAUUCUUUGCAAGCUUUAUAGCUUGAGUUUAAUUGGUGCUAAUACGACGAUGAACCAACCCAAGAUUAUUGAGUGGGAAGAAGGAUGGGAUUUCUUGCAAAAGGGCAUCACAAAGGUGAAGAGAAUUAUAGAAGGGCUGCCCGAGCCACAGUUGAGCUCGGAAGAGCGUAUCUUGCUCUACACUACUGUAUACAACAUGUGCUGUCCCCGUGAUGACUACUCUGCAAGGCUCUACCACAAAUACAAAGAGGUUCUUGAAGAAUACAUCAGUUCAUCGGUGCUACCAUCCUUGCGGGAGAAGAACGAUGAGUUUAUGUUGAGGGAGCUCAUGAAAAGAUGGGCAAAUCAUAAAGAUUUGGUCAUGUUGCUUUCCAAAAUUUUCGGUUACCUUGAUCGCUUCUUUGUUCCAGGGAGGGUUCUUCCUGCUCUCAAUGCAGUCGGGCUCACUUGCUUCCGUGACCUGGUUUACAGAGAGUUGAAGGGUGAAGUUCGAGAUGCUGUCAUCACGCUGAUUGACCAAGAACGCGAGGGGGAACAAAUUGACCGAGCUUUAUUGAAGAAUGUUGUGGAUUUUUUCGUUGAGAUCGGAAAGGGACAAAUGGUGGAUUAUGAAAAAGACUUUGAAGACGACAUGCUUAAGGAUUCUGCUUCUUAUUAUUCUCGGAAAGCAUCAAAUUGGAUUGUUGAAGAUUCUUGUCCUGAUUACAUGUUGAAGGUUGAGCAGUGCUUGGAAAAAGAGAGGGAUAGAGUGUCCCAUUAUCUGCACUCAAGCAGCGAGCAAAAGCUAGUCGAGAAAGUGCAAAAUGAACUGCUGGUGGUAUACAGCACCCAGUUGCUUGAGAAGGAGCACUCUGGAUGCCGCGCUUUGCUUAGAGAUGGCAAGGUGGAGGACCUCUCUAGGAUGUAUAGGCUAUUCCAUGAAAUUCCUAAUGGAUUGGAACCGAUUGCUAAUAUAUUUAAGCAGCAUGUCACUGCCAAAGUUACAGCAUUGGUCCAACAGGCCAAAGAUGAGGCCGAUAACAAGGUGUUGGUCAGAUUCAGAAAAGUUAACGAGCUACUCAGAUUCAUAAAAGUUAACGAGCUACUCGACAAGUGCAUGGCGUAUGCGAAUGAAUGUUUCGCGAACCACUCUCUCUUUAGCAAGGCUGUGAAUGAGGCUCUUGAAGGUGGAGAGCUGCUGGCUUCAUUGUUUGAUCAUAUGCUCAAGAAGGGCGCGGGACGAAGCGAUUGA